Fusarium verticillioides 7600 is the source of this 1481-nucleotide messenger RNA. RefSeq lists its product as hypothetical. The transcript has 3 exons. The record is from RefSeq and is a predicted model, not a curated record. Lineage: Eukaryota; Fungi; Ascomycota; Sordariomycetes; Hypocreales; Nectriaceae. Gene Ontology annotation, molecular function: lyase activity. Bases 1 to 1230 code for a protein of 409 amino acids. Gene Ontology annotation, cellular component: periplasmic space.
AUGAAGCUUCAAUUCCUGAUCCUUGGUUUAGAGGCUUCCUUUGCCCUGAAACCUGUGCAUGCGGCAAGUGAUAGUAACGCGUCUCCCGAUCGUCCCAUUCCAACCAACGCGCCCAAGACAUGGGUUCAUCCAGGAGUUUUCGUUUCAGGGCCGCAGCUCGACUACAUUGCCAAGAGGAUCAAGGUUAGGGAGAAUCCUUGGACAGAGGCAUUGGAUUCCAUGCUUAACAUGUCGUACAUCUCGCCCACACGAACGGCCGAGCCAUAUGAGACGGUCGAGUGCGGACCGACAUCGACGCCCAACAUUGGGUGUUAUCCGGAACGCGAGGAUUCCAUGGCAGCAUACAUGAACGCAUUGGCAUGGUGGAUUACGAAGGAAAAGCACUAUGCUCAGAAAUCCGUCUAUUAUAUGGAUGCCUGGUCUAGCACGAUUCAAGGUCACAACAACAGCAACGCACUACUGCAAGCGGCCUGGUCUGCCGCUAAUUGGGUUCGCGCAGGUGAAAUCAUGCGCUCGAGCUAUAAACACUGGUCCAAGAAGAGUAUUAAGAGGUUCUCUGACAUGCUACGACACGCCUACAUCCCCCUCAUCGAGGACGGCGCCCCGCAGAAGAAUGGAAACUGGGAACUAGUGAUGAUUGAGGCUUGCAUAGGGGCUGCCGUCUUCCUUGAAGAUGCAGCUCUAUACGAAAAGUCCUUGGGGUUAUUCUCCAGCCGGGUUCCCGCGUACAUCUACCUGACCUCUGAUGGGGAGUAUCCCGUGCAAGGCCGUGGUCGGAUCAAUACUACCGCGGAGAUUGUCAAAUACUGGCAGAAUCAAAAAACCUUCCCAGUUAGUGGCAUCACGCAGGAGACCUGCCGAGACUUAGCCCACACCAGCUUUGGCAUCUCAUCAAUCUCUCACAUCGCCGAGACACUACGUAUCCAAGGUAUGGACGUGUGGAGAUCCACGGACGUUGGUGCGCGUGUUAAGGCGGCCCUCGAGUUACAUACCGCAUUGGAUUCAAAACAAAAGCCUGUUCCUAAGUGGCUGUGCAAUGGCACUAUUUCCGACACUAUGAAUCCAAUGUUGGAGCCUGCUUAUAAUGCACUGGCCUUUAAUUUGGGUCACAAAAUGCCUUUCACUAAGAAGCAGUUAUUGAGUCAGCGCCCGGCGGGUAUUAGUGAGCCUCCACUGUUUAUUGGAGUCGAGACAUUGACAAAUGCCAAAACGCCAUUUAAGAAGCAUUGAUUGAAAUGGCUGUCAGUCCUGGUCCAAGCUUUGACGUUUGGCGCGUCCAUGUUGAUCAGACCCGGAAUGAGACGCUUUGGGUGGGUGGGAAAAUGCCUCGGCUGGCUUGGGGUAGUCCGGAUAAUUAUGCCGAGGAUGUUUCCUCAACGGGAAACCCCCGCCGCUGAGGUUGGAAGUCUUGGAAUAUUGUUUAUAUAUGGAUGCAAGUUACGAUCCAUUGAAUAUAGCUUAUCCUAACUGUUGUAAACCUC